AUGAUGUUUCCUCAAUCCAGACACUCGGCGUCUUCGCAGUCAGGCCAAGCUCUGAAGUUCACCACGUCCGACUCCUGCGACCGCAUCAAGGACGAGUUCCAGUUCCUCCAGGCUCAAUACCACAGUUUGAAGUUGGAGUGCGACAAAUUAGCUUCAGAAAAGUCAGAGAUGCAGCGUCACUAUAUCAUGUAUUAUGAAAUGUCCUAUGGCCUAAACAUUGAAAUGCACAAACAGGCUGAAAUAGUCAAAAGACUGAACGGGAUCUGUGCUCAGGUGCUGCCGUAUCUGUCACAGGAGCACCAGCAGCAGGUCAUGGGGGCCAUUGAGAGGGCCAAACAGGUCACACCGCCAGAGAUGAAUUCUAUCAUUAGGCAACAGCUUCAGGUGCAGCACUUGUCCCAGCUGCAGGGCCUGGCUCUCCCCGUGGCCCCGCUGCCCCUGGGCCUGACUCCUCCCUCCAUGCCCCCCACCUCCAGCGCCGGCCUGCUCUCCCUCUCCUCCAUCCUCGCCAACUACUCCCACGGCGCGUCCCAGCAGGGGAAGGACGACAAGGGCAGGGACUCCGCCGAGAGGCCCCAGCGCGCCGAGGACGGGGACAAGUCUGACUAA
Messenger RNA from Knipowitschia caucasica, 609 nucleotides. The record is from the annotation of a GenBank genome assembly. NCBI's taxonomy places the organism in Eukaryota, Metazoa, Chordata, Actinopteri, Gobiiformes, Gobiidae.